UAUCUUUUUCCUUCUUCUUUCUUUCCAUCCGUUGCACGAUUUUCAAAUUUGCCAUACUCUGUAAUUUCCCCAUUUCUUUCUUUGUUUAGCCAAGAAAACAAGCAUGGGUGGAUGUUUGAGCAAGAAGAGCACUUGUUCUUCUUGUACAACCCCAUUUCCUAAUCCAAAUCCACUCCACCAGCAAAUUAAACCCCAGCCCCACGUCGAAAAUAAGAAAUCCGAAGAAGAAACUGUGAAAAAAGAAGUAUUCAUCAUCAAACAUCGAAAGAGCCAUGACAUCGAUAGACUGUUGUCCGAAGAGGAGAAGGAUGAUGUGAAGCAAAAGGCUGCGCCAGAAAUCGUGGUCGAGUCGGGGAAAAUUGGUUCUGCUGAUAAGAAGAAUAGCUGUAAUAAUAAUGCUAGUAAUAACGGUGGGAUAUUCGUUGCCGCUGCGCCUGUGAGAACGUCUAGUUGUACUAAAGAAGAAGUGGAUGCUAUUCUGAUACAAUGUGGAAGGCUUAGUCGAAGCUCUUCCACUGGAAAGACAGCAAAUCUUUCGGGUCCAUGUGGAUCUGGUGAUAAUAAUAAUGGGGACAAUCCUGCUCCUUCCCAAAGGGGAAGGAAGUAUUCGGGCUCGAAAAGGAGUUACGAUUUUGACAAUGAUAAUGGUAGUGAUGGUAAGGAUAAUGUUGCUGCUGCUGAUAAGGAUGAUGAUGAUGACAUUGGGGUGGUUGGAGAGAGGUCCCACCGCCAUAGACAGCGACAGAGGCAGUCUAGGACUGUGGGGUCACCGUCUAAGGGAAGGAGGAGGACUCCGAGUAGGGAAAGAGAACAGCAGCAGAGGUCGGGUAGCAGAGAACGGGGUAGUAGUAGCAAUGGAAGUGGAAGAAGGGUGAGUAGGUCUCCUGGUAGGAGGUCUGAAUCACCUGCUAUUACUACUGCCUCUACUAGCGUCAAUUCGUCACAGGGAAAUAGUAAUGGUGGUAAUGGUAAUAGGCCUGGAAAGAUGGUCUCUGUUCCUGCUACUGUUUCAUCUUUGGUUAUGGACAAGAGUAAUAGUGCUGGUGGAGGAAAUGAGACUGUUUCAGCCUCUGCUGUUAAGAGGAUUCAGGUGAAGAGAAAUGCUGGGGGUGCUGGUGAUGCUGCUGUGGGUGCAAGGACUGCUGCUUCACCUCGCGCUCGCUCUCCUGCAAGGGGGAAUGUUAAAGUUUUGAAUGAGAGCCAGAAUCAGAACCAGCAACAACCGAUGUCGCUCAGUCGAAGCAAUUCCAGGAAGGCAGAACAUUCUCCAUACAGGAGAAAUCCCUUGAGUGAGAUUGACACAAAUGUGGUUACUGAAAAUAUGUCUUUGCCUGGUAGCAAGGCCCCUAACAGUACCAACACCCAGAAGCCAAAUUCUGAUUACACAGCGAACAACAAAGUUGCAGUCCAAGGUGCUGAGAACAAAAUUAGCAGCAGUAAAGGUAUUGCAGACCACAGUGCGACCAAUCUGAACUUAAAAAAUAAGGAGCAGCAGCAUCUGAUAUCUGAAGUGGCCAAGGCUCCGCAAGCAAUCACCUCCAAUGUUGCAGUGAACACGGUUGCAUCAGGCCCUGAGUGCCUCAAACCCCAGGGAGUAACCAGAAGCAGGUCUUCUAGGCUAUCCCGUGACUUUGAUAUUAAUCCUGAAACAUUGUCAAAUCCUUCACCAUCCUAUACAGCAUUGUUGCUGGAAGACAUACAAAACUUUCACCAAAAGAGCAGCACCCCUGCAAUUUCCCUCCCACCUUGCCUCUCCAAAGCCUGCUCUAUACUUGAAGCAGUUGCCGACCUGAAUUCCAGCACCAGCUCAAAUUUGUCGAGUGCCUUCUCAGAGGACAAGAGACGGGCUCCCACAGUUGAGCAAUUCAACAAGCUUUACGACAACGCUUCUUUCGGAGCUCAUAAUCCCGCUGGUAUGAAGGGUUUAGAUACCAAUGCUCCUUUUGUGCAAUCUGAGGUGGCCGUCACUGAUGAUCUAAUGCAACCAACUUUUCACAAGUAUGUCACCGUCAGUAGGGGUGGCACUGUAGGAGGGGAAGAUAUGGAAGAGCAAGAAUCUUCUGGAAGCAACAGCUUUGUAGGUGGCCAACAGUACUGGGUUUCCCCUUCCUCUUGGGAACCUAAUUCAGCUGAUUCAACUGAAUGCUGGACCUCUUCAAGGUCUAAUAUCAGGGACGACAGCGUAAGCCCCGUGGGAUUUCAGAGACAUGCCAUAUCCAAGUCUGGUCAUGACGCUGAAGAACCUAGAAGAAGAUUGAAUGGAAAGAAGAGCGAUUCUGAUCAACAGCAAAAUGGGAUAGGAAGGGGUCGAAUUGGAUCGAGAGGACCCCAGUCCGUACCCGCAGUCACUACUGCUGCUUCAACCUAGACUCAUUGGUCUAUUUAGAUGUCAAAUGUAGUUACAGAAUGAUUAAAUUCUUGUUGCAAACUUGCAACUUUCCUUGUACUGUACUUGUUCAGAAAAUUGUUUGCUUGGAACCAGUUCUUUUGUUUCCAAAAGCUUUGAUCGAAA
This is a messenger RNA of Coffea eugenioides, 2512 nucleotides long. RefSeq lists its product as uncharacterized. NCBI's taxonomy places the organism in Eukaryota, Viridiplantae, Streptophyta, Magnoliopsida, Gentianales, Rubiaceae. The transcript has 2 exons. The record is from RefSeq and is a predicted model, not a curated record. Bases 104 to 2368 code for a protein of 754 amino acids.